GUGGAAGCCGCGAUGAACAGCUGAUCCUCCCGCAGUGGAUAAAACCAGUCACAAUGGUGACCGCCAAGUCCUGAUUUCUGAUCCUACGCAUGGCACUAUGUGAAUAGAUAUUGGAAGAGUAGAAAAAGGAGAAUUAUUAGAAGGAAAGUAGGGUUAAGGAGUGUUUUGGAGCGUGUUAUUAAGUUUUUUUUCUCGGUUUGGACCUGUCGAUCAUCGGUGUCACAGACGGACACGCUGUGCGCUCAGACUACCUGCCGCUCCUCGCUCUGCGCUCACCGACGCUCAAUUAUGUUAUUGUCCAGUUUCCUCAUUUUUACCUUUUCUUACUUUAUGGCGCCUCUGUUCCUCUGCUACCUGCCUCAAGUGUCGGCACAGAAGUCUGGGUCACGGUGGCUGAUUGGAGACAGAGACAGAGACUGUGGGAUCGCCUGCUCACGGACGGGGAAGCCGGUGUGUGGUUCAGAUGGGCGGAGUUAUGAGUCCAACUGUGAAUUGCAGAAGGCGCGCUGCAAAGACAAGACACUCACACUGGCACACCGAGGUCGUUGUCGAGGUAAAAACUGGGUGUUGCCGGUGGCUCCAGCACCGACUGCCACAUCUGAAGGGAGAGACCUCGAGCUCAAAGAUGCAGGACAGUCAAAGUGUCGUGUUGAGAGGAACCAGGCUCUGGAACAAGCCAGAAGACCUCAGUCUUCCGAAUCCAUGUUCAUCCCAGAAUGCAAUGAAGAUGGAACAUUUGCCCAGGUCCAGUGCCAUACUUUUACUGGUUAUUGUUGGUGUGUUACCAGCGACGGCAAGCCAGUGAGUGGCUCCUCUGUGCACAACAGGACCCCGGUGUGUUCAGGAAACUUCCGUGAAUUUAUGGGAACUCAUGCUGGGACAAGUGGAUUGUCAGGGUCAGUAACUGAUAAGCCACCAGGGCCACCAAACUCGGGUAGAAAAGUCUCUUUCCGUUUCUUUCUCACCCUCAACCCAGAUGAUGGCUCCAAGCCCACACCCACAAUGGAGACUCACGUUCCCCCUGAGGGUGAUGAGAUAACUGCUCCAACUCUAUGGAUAAAACAGCUGGUUUACAAGCAGAACAACUCCUCUUCCAGGAAACCAGACUACAUAAAAUGUUACCAGAGGCCACUAUCUGAGAAAGUUCCCUCUUGUGACCAGGAGAGACAGGGCGCUCAGGAAGAGGCUCGGCAGAAUUCCCGCGAGACCAUUUUUAUCCCCGACUGUGGGCCUGGAGGCCUUUACAAACCGGUCCAGUGCCACCAGUCCACAGGCUACUGUUGGUGUGUUCUGGUAGACACGGGACGCCCUAUUCCUGGAACCUCCACCAGGUACCAGACGCCCGAGUGCGAUGGAGCUGCACGAUCUCGCGUCUCAGACACAGAGGAGGCAUUCCAAGGCAGAGAACUAACAGGCUGCCCUGAGGGCAAGAAAAUGGAAUUCAUUACAAGCUUGGUAGAUGCCCUCACCACAGACAUGGUGCAAGCCAUAAACUCACCAGCCCCCUCUAGUGGUGGGAGGUUUGUGGAGCCUGACCCCAGUCACACUUUAGAGGAGAGGGUGGUGCACUGGUACUUUGCCCAGUUGGACGACAAUGGUAGCCAAGACAUCAAUAAGAAGGAACUAAAGCCUUUCAAGAAGUAUUUGAAGAAGAAAGCCAAACCCAAGAAAUGUGCCCGAAGGUUCACCGACUACUGUGACCUGAAUAAGGACAGAGCCAUUUCCCUGCAGGAGCUGAAAGGCUGCCUGGGCGUCACCAAGGAGGGUAGCUCAACAACAAGUGGCAACCAAGGGACAAGGCAAGGGACAAAUUUGUUCAGUUCCCAGUAGGUCGUCUGGUGUGAGAAGAGAAGGAUCUAGAAGCUGAGACGAGAGCAGAGGGCACAGAGGGAAGGCAUCUGCACGCUUGUUGAUGGGACAGAGACAGGCGGAGCAGAACAAUUAAGAAGUUCCUGAGUUUUGUAAAUGAACAGAAAAAAUGGAAAAGAAAAACAAAGUGGCGCCAAAAUAUUUGCACUUUCUUCUCCCUAUGUUUGACAUUUUAUUUGUUUUUACUUUUUUUUCCCCCUCUCUUGAAGUGACUGAAAAAUAUCUAGGUAAGAAUGAGAAUAUAUUUGCAAAGAUAUGACAGGCUCACCACUGGAAGAGCAAGUAUGUGUAUAUUACCACAACUCCCUGUGUCAAGUCCGAUGUUUUGAUUCCUUUUCUCUGUCCUCAGAUAACACGAGGUACUAAUACAUGUUUUUUUUGUCGUGUGAAUUAAACUUACUGGCCCUUUGUUACAAAAAGCACAUAAGUCAGUUGCAACACAUAAAAGAGGAUCUUGCAGUGAGUCACAUACAGGCUGAAUAGUGCUCGUUUAAGAUAUAUUCUAAAAGAAGAUCUACAAGUCAGUCUAGACCAACUAAAACGAAUGUGUAAUGUUGUAUGUGAGCAUGCAAUAUUAUGUGAAUGGCAUGUAUUGGAAUUAAACUGUGAGUUGAGUCUA
Messenger RNA from Archocentrus centrarchus (flier cichlid), 2488 nucleotides. It is a transcript of the gene smoc1, whose product is annotated as SPARC related modular calcium binding 1. The record is from RefSeq and is a predicted model, not a curated record. Bases 289 to 1830 code for a protein of 513 amino acids. The transcript is spliced from 16 exons. Gene Ontology annotation, cellular component: basement membrane. Lineage: Eukaryota; Metazoa; Chordata; Actinopteri; Cichliformes; Cichlidae. Gene Ontology annotation, biological process: extracellular matrix organization. Gene Ontology annotation, molecular function: protein binding; heparin binding; extracellular matrix binding.